AUGCCUAAAUAUGCAAAAUUUUUGAAGAAUAUAUUAUCAAACAAGUGGAAGUUGGAGGAGCAUGAGACUGUAAUGCUGACUGAGGACAGUAGUGCAAUUUUACAAAAGAAGCUACCACCUAAGUUGAAAGAUCAGGAGAGUUUCACGAUCCCUUGCACUAUAAGGAAUUCCUAUUUUGAUAUAGUUUUAUGCGACUUAGGGGCAAUUAUUAAUUUUAUGCCCUUCUUUGUGUUCAGGAAGCUUGGACUUGGAGAAGCAAACUCGACCACUGUCUCUCUAGAGUUGGCGGGCAGAUCUAUCAAAUACUUGAGAGGACUCAUUAAGGAUGUGCUGGUGAAAGUUGAUAAGUUCAUCUUCCUGGCCGAUUUCAUUGUGCUUGAUAUGGAGAAGAACGAGGAGAUCCCCUUCAUACUGGGUCAACCUUUCCUUGCGAUGGGGAGAACCUUAAUUGAUGUCCAGCAAUGA
Carya illinoinensis is the source of this 465-nucleotide messenger RNA. RefSeq lists its product as uncharacterized. NCBI's taxonomy places the organism in Eukaryota, Viridiplantae, Streptophyta, Magnoliopsida, Fagales, Juglandaceae. The record is from RefSeq and is a predicted model, not a curated record. Bases 1 to 465 code for a protein of 154 amino acids. The transcript has a single exon.